AUGAUAGCCCAUUCGCAGCUCGCCCCGUUGCCCAGCGAGCUGCCCUUUCGAAUCGUCUCAAAGACGAUCGGGCAAGGUGCAUAUGCUUGCAUCAAGAAAGCAGCACCACUCCAUACUCCGAAGCCCAUCUUCGCAGUCAAAUUCAUUCACAAGGAAUUUGCUGUCCGACAUGGUCGUCUCACUAAGAAGCAGCUCGAUCUGGAGAUAAAUCUUCAUCAAUUCCUUGGCCAACACAGAAACAUUGUGCAAUUCUUUCAAGCAGGCGAGGACUUCACCUGGCGAUGGAUAGCCAUGGAGUUGGCUGAGGGCGGCGACCUCUUCGACAAGAUUGAGUCUGACGUCGGAGUCGGCGAGGACGUUGCGCAUCUGUACUUCACGCAGCUCGUUAGUGCUGUGACCUACAUGCACUCCAAAGGUGUAGGCCAUCGGGAUCUCAAGCCAGAAAACAUCCUUUUAUCUGCAGAAGGUAAUUUGAAGAUCGCCGAUUUCGGUCUGGCAACUCUUUUCGAAUACAAAGGGGAGAAAAAGUUGUGUAAAACGUGUUGUGGUAGUCCACCAUACACUGCGCCAGAGGUCGUGAACUGCGACAAUAGACUUGCGAAGAAGCUCGAUCAUGGUUACCAAGGCGAUUACGUCGACAUCUGGUCUUGCGGCGUUGUUCUCUUCGUUCUACUAGUCGGUAAUACGCCCUGGGACGAGCCAUUGGAUAGAAGCUAUGAAUUUGAUCAAUAUGUCAAGACGAAUGGCCGACCUGACGACGAAUUAUGGCACAAUCUGCCUGUAGAAACUCUCUCACUUCUACGAGGCAUGAUGCGGGUCAAUCCGAAGGAGCGUUUCUCGUUGGCGGAAAUCCGUCGCCAUCCUUGGUUCACAAGGGAGAACAAAUUUCUCAGCUCGGACGGCAAGAUCGCGAAUCCACUAGCCUUAGCAACGCAGAUGUUCGAAAGCAUGAAGAUAGACUUUUCUCAAGAUCCGUUGGCUUCACAGACCCAGCGCAGCCAAAGCUUUGAAGAUGCAAUGGAUGUCGACAGCCAGGAUGUGACGAUAAAGCUCUCUUCAACGCAGCCGGAGACUCCAACCAACGACAUCAUGUUCGAUUGGGAGCGGCCUCCACGUGUUACUGCUAGUAACAGUGUAUCAGCUAGUCAACCAAGCAUCGUCAACGGUGUUUCCAUGAGUGAAAGCAUUUGGGACGACCGAUUAGCAGAGGAACCAUCCUUCUCUCAAUUCUCAGCUAGUCCUCAGGUACCGCUAAGCAAGACGCAGUUCGCUCGUCAAUUCCGAGACAUCGUACCCUCACACUCCCUCACACGUUUCUUUUCCCUUUGGCCACUUGCCCGUCUUCAUGCAGCUAUUGCAGAUGCUCUGCACAGCCUCGGCGUCCCGACUCCGGCUUCACCGCUUGCCGCAUCCUCAGCAACGAUUUCAUCAGUAUGGAUCAAGAUCAGGGCAACAGAUACGAGGCAUUGCCCACUGACUGGCGACGUGGCGAUUGAGAAAAUGGCGGGCAUUGAUGCUCAUUUGAUAGAGAUCAAUUUUGUGAAAGCCAAAGGAGAUCCAGUGGAAUGGAGAAGGUUCUUCAAAAAGGUCGUUGUGCUCUGCAAGGAUGCCGUGUACAAGCCAGAUGAGCAGAGGGUAAUGCUCUCACAAUAA
Molecule: messenger RNA, 1653 nt
Organism: Letharia columbiana
Lineage: Eukaryota; Fungi; Ascomycota; Lecanoromycetes; Lecanorales; Parmeliaceae
Exons: 2
Coding region: 1-1653 (550 amino acids)
Biological process (GO): protein phosphorylation; mitotic G2 DNA damage checkpoint signaling
Cellular component (GO): site of double-strand break; cytoplasm; nucleus
Molecular function (GO): protein kinase activity; ATP binding
Source: RefSeq, a predicted model, not a curated record